AAAAUUAAAAUAAAACAAACGGUUUAGUUGUAUAUUAGAAAAAUCUUUAUAUCACAGAUUUGAUCCCAUUCCCCCAGCAAUGACGGGAAAGCCAUCAUCAAACAACAUCUAUCUGAAAGUAGUACUACUGAUACUGUGCUCGGUGUUGGCCAUUGUCUGGGCCGUAACACUAACCCAUUUGAUUGGCAGUCACCGAAACCAGGAUGGUUGGCGACCGGACGACAUACUGACCAUCGUAUUCCUGUUGAUAUCGUUUGUAACGGUAGCCGUAGCCAUAUAUGCCAGUUGGUAUGCCCGGCCACUGUUGUGCCGGAUAUGUAUGUAUAUAUUUGCCAUACAAGCCUGUCUACUACUUGGCCUACUUGUUGUCCAUAUUAUUGUCUCCGGUAGCGCUCAGGAAGCCUAUGUCCUAUCAAAUGUCGGUUUUAUAAUUGUUUUGUGUCUAAUAGUUAUUGUCCUAUAUUUCUAUAUCAAAGAUAUAUCAAUGGAUAAAAUAGAUAUAUAG
Oppia nitens is the source of this 505-nucleotide messenger RNA. RefSeq lists its product as uncharacterized. The transcript is spliced from 3 exons. Bases 80 to 505 code for a protein of 141 amino acids. The record is from RefSeq and is a predicted model, not a curated record. NCBI's taxonomy places the organism in Eukaryota, Metazoa, Arthropoda, Arachnida, Sarcoptiformes, Oppiidae.